GCGGUGGCAGCGGCCUCGGGCCUCGCCUGGGCUCAUCUCGCUCGGGGGCUCGGGGGCUCGGUCGGGUAACGGCCGCUCAGCGGCUGCUCGGCAGCGCGGGUCUACAACAUGGAAAAGCAAGUGCUCGAGUCCUCUGAAGAGCGAACGUUUCAGUACCAAGAUUCCCUGCCUCCACUGCCCGUACCUCCUCUGGAUGAAUCUUUAAGUAAAUACCUUGACUCAGUGAAGCCAUUUCUAAAUCAAGAAGAGUAUCAAAGAACCGAGAAUAUUGUUAAAAAAUUUGAAAAUGGGAUUGGCAAAGAGCUGCAUCAGAAAUUACUGGAAAGAGCUAAAACCAGAAGGAAUUGGCUGGAGGACUGGUGGCUGAAUGUGGCUUAUCUUGAUCUUCGCAUAUCAACGCAAAUAAAUUGUAACAUGGGAGGCCCUGGUCCCUAUAUUGAACACUGCUGGCCUCCCAAAGAAGGCACUCAGAUAGAGAGAGCAUGUGUAAAUAUAUGGCACACCCUGAAGUACUGGGAGCUGUUACGAGCAGAGAAAGUGCCUAUAGAGAGAUCUGGGAAUGCUGUUCUGGACAUGAGCCAAUUUCGAAUGCUCUUUAACACUUGCAAGGUUCCUGGAAUUACCAGAGACUCACUCUGCAACUAUUUUAAGACUAUGACUGAAGGUGAAUGCCCAUCUCACUUAGUAGUCCUGUGUCGAGGCCGAGUGUUUGCAUUUGAUGCUAUACAUGAAGGCAACAUGCUGACUGCUCCAGAGAUUUCCAGGCAACUUACAUACAUCCAGAAAAGAUGCCAUAGUGAACCAGAUGGACCAGGACUGUCAGCCUUAACAAGCAAUGAAAGAACAAAAUGGGCAGAGAUACGUGACUAUUUAAUUAGUCUGGACCCAAAGAACUUAGCUCAUCUUGAAAAAAUUCAGCAAAGUUUGUUUGUAGUCAGCCUGGAUGAUUCUAGUCCCCACGCAACUCCUGAGGACUACACAGAGAUAACGAGGCUGGGCCUAGGAGGUGAUCCAACUGUGCGCUGGGGAGAUAAGUCCUACAAUAGCAUAUUCUUCUCCAAUGGAACCUCCAGUGCAUUCUGUGAUCAUUCUCCUUUUGAUGCCAUGGCUUUAAUCACCAUGUUAUCUUCUACUGAACAAAAGAUUAUUGAAAAUGAGGGAAAAUGGAAGGGAUCAGAUAAAGUGAGGGAUAUUCCAUGGCCAGAGGAACUUAUAUUCACACUAGACCAAAAAAUUAUAAAUGAAAUUGAACGUACUAAAGAAAUAUAUUAUGAAAAGGUAUCUGACCUGCAACUGGCAUGUUAUGCCUUCACAUCCUUUGGUAAAGCCUUGAUUAAGAAGAGGAAGCUUCAUCCAGAUACAUUUGUGCAGCUUGCCCUUCAGCUGGCUUAUUACAAAUGUCAUGGCCGCCCGGGCUGCUGCUACGAAACUGCAAUGACCAGGCGUUUCUAUCACGGCCGCACAGAGACCAUCAGACCGUGUACCAUGGAAGCAGUAGAGUGGUGCAAAUCCAUGUUGGAUCAUUCUGCCACUAAUCAUGAACGCCUACAGCUGAUGCAUGCAGCAUUUGCAAAGCACAAUAGAAUGAGGAAAGACUGUGAGAAUGGAAGAGGAUUUGACCGUCAUCUCCUGGGUCUCCUUCUCAUAGCACAGGAGCAGAGACUGCCAGUGCCAGAACUCUUUGUGGACCCCGCCUUCACAGCCAGUGGAGGAGGUGGGAACUUUGUUCUUUCAACUAGUUUGACCGGCUACACCAGAUUUAGUGGAUGUGCGCUCCCUAUGGUACAUCACGGCUAUGGCUUUUUUUAUGCAAUCAGAGAUGACAGGAUCGUCGUUUUAUGUUCUUCCUGGAAGUCGUGCCCAGAGACCAGUGCAGAAGUGCUGUGCAGAACUUUAUUCCAAUGUUUCCAGGACAUACUUCAGUUAACAGUUACAUCUCAAUUAUAAAAUUGAUGAUGAUAAGA
This is a messenger RNA of Phasianus colchicus (ring-necked pheasant), 1964 nucleotides long. RefSeq names its product carnitine O-octanoyltransferase (gene CROT). Gene Ontology annotation, molecular function: carnitine O-octanoyltransferase activity. Lineage: Eukaryota; Metazoa; Chordata; Aves; Galliformes; Phasianidae. Gene Ontology annotation, cellular component: peroxisome. The record is from RefSeq and is a predicted model, not a curated record.